AUGGAGUACCUACAUCAAGGAUGUAACCAACGCAUCCUCCACUUUGACAUCAAGCCUCACAACAUUCUGCUGGACUACAGCUUCAAUCCAAAAAUUUCAGACUUUGGCCUUGCUAAGCUGUGUGCAAGGGACCAAAGCAUUGUUACCUUGACCGCAGCAAGAGGAACAAUGGGGUACAUCGCACCAGAGAUAUAUUCUCCAAAUUUUGGUGGGGUAUCAUACAAGUCAGAUGUUUACAGUUUCGGCAUGCUGGUGUUAGAAAUGGUGAGUGGAAGGAGGAAUUCAGACCCAGGUAUCGAGAACCAAAAUGGGGUGUAUCUACCAGAGUGGAUCUAUGGGAGAGUAGUCGCUGGGCAGGACAUCACACUUAGUAGGGAAAUAGCUGACCAGGAGAAAGAAACAGUGAGGCAGCUGGCCAUUGUUGCACUCUGGUGCAUUCAAUGGAACCCCAAAAACCGGCCGUCGAUGACAAAGGUGGUUAACAUGUUGACAGGAAGGUUACAGAAUCUACCAAUACCACCUAAGCCAUAUGCCUAG
Miscanthus lutarioriparius is the source of this 537-nucleotide messenger RNA. Lineage: Eukaryota; Viridiplantae; Streptophyta; Magnoliopsida; Poales; Poaceae. The record is from the annotation of a GenBank genome assembly.